CACAGUACACACGUGUAGCGCGCGCGUAUUACAGUGUGGCAAAGCUAGGUUGCGGGGCGGCUGGUACGGGAUUCGGUUUCUCUCAUCUCGCCAUGGAGUUGUGUCGAAUUACGCGGUGAAUUGACUGCUAGAAAACACUAGAAGUAUCGUAGAACGCGAUUCUUUGUGACAGGGAUUUAUAAGAUGUGAUUUUUGUCAGCUGGUAGAUGUAACAGUCGGCCAAGAUGCCUGGUUUAGUUGCUUUAGGUAGGCGGUGGUCGCUAGGAAGUGAUGACUUGGUGUUACCUGGUUGUACGCUGUUUGUCAUUCACGUUGCCUGGCUGAUUGGCCUCUCAGUCAUCCUAGGUAUUUACAAUCCUACAAGCGAAUCUUGUUCCUCCAACCUUCGUAAUUACAUCUUGGGAUACAUAGUGAUCCUGACAGCAUGUCUAUUUGUAGAGGGCUUGAUUGUCUUUGUCAGCUUAAGAGGCACCAUAUUCUACACACGUCCCAGAUCUUACAUGGAGUAUUUGCUGUAUGGCCGGACAGUGUUACUCCUACUGUGUUCAAUCUGGACCAUUCUUGGCAUUGUCUGGUUAGCACAGUCAUACUCACAGUGCAAAGUCCUGGCCAUCAAAAGCUCAGUACUAGGUAUAGUGCUCUACAAUCUCCUCUUAGUUAUCCUCAUCCUUGCAAGAGCCUGGUGCCUUUAUGACUCGGCCGGUCGUAGCUUCGUUCAUCUCAAACGGACAGAGAAACAGUGUGCAAUGCGCCGCUCAGCCAGUAGAGUGGAAAAAAAUAGAGUAGUACAACUCAAAACAAGAGCAUUGUAUGAGCAGAAUUGGCAGAAACGAUUCCACCGUUACUGCUGCUGCAUACAAGUUCAAGAACCCCAGGAGAGCGCCUUCACAGAGAUUGCGCUUCUCUUCUCUGAUUUCUUUCGUGACUUGGACAUUGUUCCAUCAGACAUCGUGGCUGGUUUAAUGCUCCUGAGAGAGGAGCAAAAGCAGAGCCGGCGAUCAGUGGAGCAGAAUCCUAACAAUAACAUCCUUAAGUUCUUAUCUGGAGUGCCCAUCACGCCAGACACCAAGUUUGCUGAUUUCAGUAACCAUGAUGAAAGCCAAGAAUUUGAGGAGUUGAUUUAUUACUUCAAGUACGCAGCUGCAGCAUAUGGUUGGCCUGUCUAUGCAAUGUUCCAUCCAGGCAAGGGAUGUUGUCAUCUCAUUGGAAGAUGUUUGUGUUGCCGAUCUGCAAAUAGCUUUGAAUAUCUGGACUUAACCGAUGACAGCUGCUGUGGAUGCAACUUUACAGCCCUCAAGAAGCUCAGCGGACUUGAAGAUGCUGAUGUCGUCUAUGCUACAUUCCACUCAGCGGUUAGUAACCGGCUCCAUGAGAACCCUCACAGUCUCAGCACUGAGUUUGGGCUGGAUACAGAAGGCCUGACUCUGGUUGGGGCAACGGCUGCUGAUAACAAACAGAGCUCCAAAGGAGGAACCAUGACUUACGAGUCCGGAAUUUGUCUAGAAACAAGUUUGACGUUCCAAGAGGAGAUGGAUGAACGUUGUCUAAGAGAAGGCAAAGUCAGCAGAGGAGGAGGAGGUGGCCCAGUGAACAAACGAGGGUGCUGUUGCAAGGGCUGUGCACGUUGGUCAUUUCCAUCAUGCAUGGCGUGUCUGUGCCUACCCACAUCCUUAAGUUGUCCCCCUUCCCAGCAUUCAUCUGUCACCAACAGUGCUGAGAAUGUGGAAUCAGCCUCCACGGUGUGGGAGACCCCAUUCUAUGUUGCUUUAGACCACUCUAGACGUAAGGUGAUUGUGGCAGUACGAGGUACAUUAUCAAUGCAGGAUUGGCUGACGGAUCUAUCUGCUGAUAUAUCUGAGAUUCCACUGGACAACUGCCCAAAUGAUUGGUUUGGCCACAAGGGCAUGGUUGGAGCAGCAGUAAACAUUAAGAAAAAACUCCUAGAUGAGAUGAUUUUGUCAAGGGCAUUCUCCCACGAUCCUGAAAGAGGUUCUCAGAACUACGACCUGGUUCUGGUUGGUCACUCACUGGGAGCGGGCACAGUAUCAAUACUCAGUAUCCUGCUGAGACCAGACUACCCUAAACUACAAUGCUAUGCCUACUCACCUCCUGGGGGACUGCUCAGUAUGCCGGUUGUCGAGUACACCAAAGAGUUUGUGACAUCUCUUGUCAUUGGUAAAGACAUUGUUACAAGGGUUGGUCUGUCACAGAUGGAGUGCUUACGAGCAGAUCUUCUGGACUGCAUCAAGAGAAGCACAGACACAAAGUGGAGAAUCAUCUUUGAUGGCUUACUUUGCUGUCGGGAAAUCAACCCUAAGAAUCUGACUCCUCGAGACUCAACUGACUCGUCACCGUCUCCUCCAAGAAUGACCAAAGCUGUUCAUCCUACCAACCUGUCGCUUCUACUCACCACCCAUAAUCCUUUGUACCCACCGGGCAGGAUCAUGCAGAUUGUUCGGACCAAUCCAAAGAGAGAAGGACUGGACAAGAGAGACUGUGCAUGGUUUGCUGUAUGGCGUGACAACACAGCCUUUGAUCAAGUGUUGAUAUCACCAGUCAUGAUAGGAGACCAUCUACCGAAGAAUGUUAUGACUGCCUUACACAAGUGCUUGCAGUAUGGGAGACUUCAUGGCUGUCCAAAUAUUUCUGGCCAGCAGGGCAAUAGACCAUCAAGUUCCCCUCAUCGACAGCUAAAGAAGGGCAGAGAUAAGAUGGAGACUCCAUCCUCUGGUCAGUCGUCACCAUCAUCUUGUCUUGUCUUGAACCCUAGAAGCUAUGGUGACACUGGGCCUGAUAUGAACAGCAAUAUGGUCCCUUCAGCUAGCCAAGUGAAGACAGGCCCACAAUCCACGCUGAAUGUGCCACAAAGUCAUCUUGGUUUGGGGCACCAGACUGGUAUGCAGAGAACAGCGAGCUCUUCCCCGGUUUAUGCAUCAUAUGAAAGUCUACCAAAGACCCCAACAGCUGAUGGUAGAGCACCACUUGCCCGCUUUGAUACCAUGUCAGAGGUGGGAUCAGUGUCGUCGUUUCAUAGUGCAACAGUGGAGGAAGUAAAGCCACAGCAAACACACAGAAUGCAUGAUGGUUACUGCUAUUAUGUGGAUGAGGAUUUAAAAUCUCCUGUGAAUUCAUUUCAGCUGCAUCCUAGAAUUGACAACAGUCCCAAUUCAAACACUAACAAUCAAAUUGUCACAACAGCAUUUGUGGAGCCCAAGCCAGAUCGAACAAGUACCAGCUUAUCAGACAAAGUUUUGCUGCAUCGGGAUGGAAGUACCAAAGUCAUGGAUCGCUAUGGCAACUUGAAAGGUAGAACAUCCACAAAUGAUCGCUAUAGGUUGACCUAUGAUAGUGGGUCACAGAGUUCAGUGAACAAAGAUCCUACUGUUCGACCAGAACAACUCAGCCUGAUUGAUAAGAAUGAACAUAGCUUUGGAUCAACAGAGAAUUUGUCAUCAGACCAUAGUUCCAGCUUACCAGAGGCUCUCCUUGGUCAGGCAUACACACAUUAUCACUCCCUCUCUAUAGACAGUAGUAGUCCUGACUUUGAAGAUGACAUCCCCUCCCCUAUCCCCCACCUUCAACAAGAUGGUACAUUCCAACAUGGUGGUGUUCCCAUGGAAACCACAGGGCUCCUACAUAAGCGAAAUGACAGCAGUGUUGUCACCAUGGAAAUGGACCAAGUCCGUGAUGCUGAGAGGAAACAAGGCCCCAGCAUGACUCCAUCUGAUAGAGUGAGGCUUUUACGAGAAAAAUAUGGGGAGACAAAAUGUUAAUAGACCAGAACUAGGUUACAGUUUCUAACAGAAUGAAAAGUUAAAUACUAGUUGCUUUCUUCAUAAGCAAAUUACAGAUCUUCCCCUGGUGAUUGUAAAAUUGCAUCUCACAGUAACUGCAUGAAAUGUUUUAUUUGUCACUAAGAAAGUACUAUACAUAAUCAGAUUUUUAAAUCAUUUCGCUGUUGCAUUAUUUAAGUUAUUUAUGUCUUAUAGAGAAGUUGCAUUUUUAUGUACAUAUCAUUUAUGUACAUCUUCUUAUAGUUUCUUUAAAUGUACAUUUCUGAAUAAUUUGUUUAUUUGGGGUUGGACUUUUAUGCAUAUUUGAUCAUUUUGUCUUUCGUUUCUGACUUUCUGAUACAAAGUGCGAGCAACUCCUAAACUACAUGUCUGUAAAGAUAUUUGACUCAAGUGUAAAUUACAAGUCAUGAUGCAACUAAUAGCCAACUUUUUUCAACUUAAUGCUUCUAAACUUAUUUGAACAAAGUCAUUUUCAUUCACUGAGGGUCAACAAUUUUGGAAACAUCUCUGUGAUACCUAAUUUGAUUCCAUACGUUAUAGUGCCCUUGGUCUGUAUAUUGUGGGGGGGUUUUUAACGUAUAGUGUUUCUGAUGAGACAAUUAUUCCGAGUUUCUCCGAGUUCCAUAGUCAUAAUCAAAUCACUUCUACCUCUGCUUUGUAUAUAUGGCGGUCAUGAUUUAUGAAGUGAUAUUUCAACAGAAACAUUUGUCCAAAAGAGUGAAGAAAUACAUUUUGUUCAAACCUAAACACUCUGGAAAUGUUGGAAUUCUUCCCGGCAGAUGCAGCUGCUGAUCAGUACUGCCAUUUUUUCCCGUGAAAUUGAAUCAAAUGUGCCUUAUAAUCAUCAAAAUAAUUGUGCAUACCCAAAAUAUAAACACGAUGCGUUUGAAUUCCGACAUCUUUUUUUAUGAAGGCUACGGUACAAUACUUUAGAGUUGCCUAAAUCUGUGUGAAAUCCUUUGAAAAUGAACCAUUUGCUGUGGCAACAAUGAAUGGAAUCAGUAUGUUUAUACGUGUUUGUUGAGAAGCAUUUCAAAAUUUUACAGUUUGUAAACUGAAAAGGCUUUAAAGAUGUCCUUUGAGAAUAGAAUUUAGUACAGUGAAAUAUAGAAGGUAACAUUUGCAACUCUAGUGUAACUUGGUUUGUCUCUUGUAUUACAUUGGCUAUUCCUUUGAAGAUAUACAUACAGUGUACUUCAAAUGUAGUUUCUGCACUGCCAAACUGCAUUGGUCUUUGUUGGAAAAUUUACAUGGCUUUUGAAUGGUUUAUUUGAAAAUACUGGUACGUGUGUGUGUUUCCUUAAAGGGUUUAGUAAACUUUGCCAAAGAAUAUUAAAGUUUAACCUUGUAUGUUAUUUAUGUGUGUUUUGUAUUUAAUAGCUUUUCAAAUUUUGAAAAUGAAAGCGGUUCUCAGCAUUACCGUUCAGUGUUUUAUGAUGUUGAAGUCAAGGUAUUCGGUAAAAUUCUGGAAACAGUAGAUUUUUAUGGGUAAUGAAGGUGAUAAACAACCAGCAUAGAACGCCAUGUUGAGUACCAAAGUUUGUCAAUCCACAUAAUUAGGUAUCUUUAUUAGGUUUAUAAAGGGCUUCAUGUAUUGUAAUCUGUUAUUUAUAUUCUUGACCAAAUUAAAUCUCAUCACCAUGAUAUUAGAGGGAGCAAUUCAAUGGAUCCAUUAUGCACGCCAAUUUUCUUGGUGAAGUAAAACGAAGACUGGAACCAGUACAUAUCCAGUUGGAUGCAUUCUGCUUUUCACCUGGGUUCAGUCUCAUGGCUGUGCUUACCACAGGAUUCUGCGCUUAAAGUCACAAUGCUGAGCUUACAGGCCCAACACAAAAAUUCCUUGCUAACCUGUGAAAUACGCUAACCGGUAGCUUUCUGCUAUAGUUAACUGUGAUUCUUCAGUAAUGCAAAGCCAUGAAAUUGGGCCCUUUUGUGUUCAUGUAGUUCAUUGGAUGUUAGGGAAUAUUUUCCAUGAUUUCUAACAUUUAGAUGUACUUACCAGUUACAAUGUACUUUGAAAUUUCCCACUUCACAGUCUCUGUGGUUUACCAUAAAUUACAAGUUAUCAGUUCUCAUGAUGCGGAAUAAUAAAACUGUUUAUUAAUAUGAA
Messenger RNA from Acanthaster planci (crown-of-thorns starfish), 5904 nucleotides. Its product is annotated as diacylglycerol lipase-alpha-like. Gene Ontology annotation, biological process: arachidonate metabolic process; diacylglycerol catabolic process; retrograde trans-synaptic signaling by endocannabinoid. NCBI's taxonomy places the organism in Eukaryota, Metazoa, Echinodermata, Asteroidea, Valvatida, Acanthasteridae. Gene Ontology annotation, cellular component: dendrite membrane; postsynaptic membrane; cytoplasm. Gene Ontology annotation, molecular function: lipoprotein lipase activity. The record is from RefSeq and is a predicted model, not a curated record.